Alnus glutinosa is the source of this 1175-nucleotide messenger RNA. RefSeq names its product E3 ubiquitin-protein ligase BIG BROTHER. Gene Ontology annotation, molecular function: ubiquitin-protein transferase activity; ubiquitin conjugating enzyme binding. The transcript is spliced from 10 exons. Bases 324 to 1082 code for a protein of 252 amino acids. Gene Ontology annotation, biological process: protein ubiquitination; negative regulation of organ growth. The record is from RefSeq and is a predicted model, not a curated record. Lineage: Eukaryota; Viridiplantae; Streptophyta; Magnoliopsida; Fagales; Betulaceae.
AGAGAGAGAGAGAGAGAGAGAGAGAGUGAAAACCCAUUUCCUUCUACUUUCAGUUUCACUUUCGUGUACACAACAGACUCACUCUCUCUCACACACACAGAGACCCCUCUCCAUUUGUCUGUGUUCUAAAGCUUCAACUCCCAUCAAUAAGAGUCCUUUGAAUUUCAAGCCGUGUUCAUUUGGUUUCCUUUUCUCUGUCUCUCAGUUUUUUUUCUCAAUGUGCUUCCACUGGGUUAUUGAAAGUGGCUCAGCAAUUUGAUUGAAGCAAACCCAGAAGCCUAAUAUCUUGUUUUGUUGAUCGGAGUCUAUAUAGUGGUUUAAAUAUGAAUGGGAAUGGACAAAUGGAGGUGCAUUACAUAAACACUGGCUUUCCUUACACGAUUACUGAAAGUUUUAUGAACUUCUUUGACGACCUUACACAUGUACCGGUAAAUUACGGUCAUGCUGUACCAAUGCAUGAUCAGGAAAGUGCAUACUGGUCAAUGAAUAUGAACGCAUACAAAUUUGGAUUUUCUGGUCUGGGGAGUUCUUCGUAUUGUGGUCCUUAUGAGGUAAAUGAUCAUUUAGCAAGAACGGAGGUCAGCAGGAGUGGCUGGGAAUACCCUUCAACAAUGGAUGAAGAGCCUUCAACAACAGACUCACACUCACACUCACACUUACACUCACAGUCAGAAGGAGAUGCAGUCAUGGGUGUGCAUGCUAUCCCUGAAGAAUGCAGUCCAACUCAUCCUAAUAGUAAUAGUUCUCAGGUCACAUGGCAAGACAAUGUUGAUCUUGAUAACAUGACUUACGAGGAAUUACUUGACUUAGGUGAGGUAGUUGGAACUCAAAAUCGGGGUCUUUCACAGGAGCUUAUUAGUUUGCUUCCAACUUCAAAGUACAGAUUUAAAAACUUCUUCUCAACAAAGAAAUCUAGAGAGAGAUGUGUGAUUUGCCAGAUGAGGUACAAAAGAGGCAACCGGCAAAUAAAAUUGCCAUGCAAGCAUGUUUACCACAGGGAAUGCAUCACCAAAUGGCUUAGCAUUAACAAGAUAUGCCCAAUUUGCAACACAGAGGUAUUUGGUGAGGAAUCAAGGCAUUAAAGCAUCAACUGGCAAAAUUAAUGAUAUAGUCUAGAGUUCUCUAAUCCAUCAAUCAUUUCUUCCUCUUUUUUUUUUUUUUUUUGGUGGGGGGGG